UGUAUAUUUCAAUUAUAUAACACCUUCACCGUUCCUUGUCUAGAUCACCUGUAAUUUUUACCUGCGGCGGGUCACUAACCUGGGGGUCCACCUUUCACAUCGGUCACCAUUCAGUUAGUUGGCCCUCCGGAACUCGGACACCGUGAAAGUUAGGACAAUGGUUUAUAUGGAAUGUCUGCCUUUUCUGUCGUUUUAGGAUGUAGUUGCUUUAGAGAGGGGAAAAUGAAGGAAACGUCAGAAGGAACCAAAAUGUCGAUGCUGCAGACGAACGGGAUAGGGGGAACACGUAGCACCAUGAAGCGGCACAGUCUUGCGGACAUCGCCGAGGCUUGGAAAGGUUUGUCGCUGUCCAGUGGUAGAAGGGGUUCUAUGACGUCAUGCCGGAUGUCGGUCGGUAACGCUUUGGACUGCGCAGCGCGCCAUGAAUUCUUAGAAAGCAUUCAGAUAGCAAUUAUACAGUUGUUUCAAAAGAAACCUCUACAAGAAUGUGAACUGGUACAGAUACAAGACAAUGUCAGGAAUUUGGUGGAUUCCGAGGCAGGUCCCCUUAUCUACGAUUUCUUCAAGGAUAAAUUAUUGAAGAAAGGAAUGGUGAUACUACGUGAAUUUAUGAAGAAUGAUUUAGGUUUGGUACUUCUGAAGAAAAUGAGUGACCAGUGGAACUAUUUUUAUACACAGGUUCUUCCCGUACUACAGGCUAUGCUGUAUCCGUUACCGAACAAAGACGUGUCGAUACGAAAGGUCUCAAUGUUGGAAUUCAGAGACGUGGUAGUUCUGAAAGUAGGAAUGGAAGAUACCCUGAAUUCAGUAGCUAGAGAUGAUGUUCCCUCACAAAUAAUACAGAUGCUUUUGGUUCUACAGGGUAUACACGAUGGAUUCCCGCCAAGUGAAAACUACGCGCGACUGGAACGACUGGCUGCGAAAGUAAUUAAUCCGUACUUGGGAUUCUUCGGUUUCUAUGAAGGAUCAUCCAAACCUACAAUAGAAUCAUCUCUUAAACCGACAACAAAAAUCAAACAUUCAGAAAAAACAGAAGCUUAUGAACUCGACAUCAAGACAAACCGUCCCAAACUUACAAAUCCUCUAUCCAUAAAAUCAUUGCAUCACCGUCAUGGAAAUGGACAUAUAUUUAGCCACAUACUUGAACCGGUGGUAGAACAAGACACUAUACGGCGCCAUAGUAUAGACACGUCUCCACGACUUUCGAGUCUUCGUUCCUGACACAGACACCAUGUAGCUGUACAGGCCUGUCUCCACAAAUUUUCAGUGUUCACUCUUCAUUAUGUGCCCUAAAGUUUAGGAAUUUUUUUAUAGUCAGUGUUAUAAACCACAUGCGAACGUUUUUAAACGAUUGCUACACUGCCAACCAUACAUUCCAAUACCCGAGGAAAACCUUAAGACUUCAUGAAGUUAUGGAGGAUAUUUGACACAAAAGAAACAACGUUGUGAUGAGAAUGUGCUUUUUAUUGGAUACGUUUAUAGAAGAAAGGAAGACUUUUUUAAAGAGUGAGAGUGAUGACUGGUUAUACCUUCUCUCUUUCAUUUAAUGGAUAAAAUGCUGGAAGUUUUUAUUGGUGAUUUCAGGAUAUCGUCCCAGUUGUUUGGAGCACACAAUAAACCUAUGUCUUUCACAUAAACUUCAUUUGUUUUCAUUCAACUUCAUUAUUUCAAAUGAUUUUUAUUUUAUUUUCCAGUGAAAUUUUUUAUGCUGUUGAGAAGAUUUAAUGAUAAAUGUUAUAACUUCAA
Saccostrea cuccullata (small rock oyster) is the source of this 1746-nucleotide messenger RNA. RefSeq names its product proline-rich protein 5-like. Lineage: Eukaryota; Metazoa; Mollusca; Bivalvia; Ostreida; Ostreidae. The coding region runs from base 172 to 1221 and encodes 349 amino acids. The transcript has 10 exons. Gene Ontology annotation, biological process: TORC2 signaling. Gene Ontology annotation, cellular component: TORC2 complex. The record is from RefSeq and is a predicted model, not a curated record.